This is a messenger RNA of Macroventuria anomochaeta, 2793 nucleotides long. Its product is annotated as CTR1 suppressor protein. Gene Ontology annotation, cellular component: endoplasmic reticulum membrane. The transcript has 4 exons. Gene Ontology annotation, molecular function: glycerol-3-phosphate O-acyltransferase activity; glycerone-phosphate O-acyltransferase activity. The coding region runs from base 428 to 2704 and encodes 758 amino acids. Gene Ontology annotation, biological process: phospholipid biosynthetic process. The record is from RefSeq and is a predicted model, not a curated record. NCBI's taxonomy places the organism in Eukaryota, Fungi, Ascomycota, Dothideomycetes, Pleosporales, Didymellaceae.
ACCAAACCCCUCUUGCCCGCGGCCGCCCGCUGCACUUUUACAUAUCUGAGCGCUCAACAACAGCUAUAGCGCAUCCUAUACGCGCGCAUAGCCGCUUAAUCCCCUCGGCAAAGGCCUGCCAAUCCGGCAUUCGGCUACUGGAGCAAUUGUUGUGCGGGAAUUAUGGGAGCCUGAUGCGCACCCGCUUCUUCUUGCACGCGACAGUCUGAGCGCGAGACAACGUGUGUUCGAGAUAGAGAUAGUAACAAGUGAAGGCUGCAGGAGUCCACCGUGUCCCCACUGUUCUUCUGCACGUUCGCUUCGAAUCUUGAGGGCGUCCCGCAAACCUCCCAUCACGUCACCCCACAAUCGCUACACACGUACCACUACCGCCGUACACAUAACACAACACUACUAGCCAUACAGCCUGUGAGGCUGCACCGCGACAAUGGUGGACCAAGCCAAGGGCAAGAAGCCCAUUGCGGCUAUGAACAAAUAUGUCUACGAUGCCUUCCUCUGGACGUUCUCGAUAUUGGUGGAGCUCUUCUUUCGCGAAGUCCACCCUAGGAGUAGCUGGAAGGUGCCCAAGGAUGGACCGGUUAUCUUUGUGUGCGCGCCGCAUGCCAACCAGUUCGUCGACCCUCUGAUGUUGAUGCGCGUAGUCAAGAAGGAGUCCGACCGCCGAAUCCAGUUCCUAAUCGCCGACAAGUCCAUGAAGAGGAAGUUCAUUGGUGCCAUGGCUGGCUUGACGGGCGUGGUGCCUGUGGGAAGAGCUAUGGACGCGACGAAGCCUGCGAAGGGCAAGAUUUACCUCCCGGAUCCCAUCAGUGACCCGUGUCUGGUUCGAGGUGUCGAUACAAAUUUCGAGGACCCGCAGUUCAUGGUUGGUGGCUCGCUCGUGCUGCCGAAGGUCGAUAACAAGGCAGCUACGGCGGAGAUACUGGAGAUCAAGGGACCGGAAGAGAUCAGGCUUAAGCGUGGGUUCAAGGGCGGUGUUGCUAUGCAGCAGCUUACUGGGCGUAAUGAUAUGACUAAGGAUGGCACUUUCAUCGAUGGCGCUUCGGACAAGGAGGGUGUUGCAGAUGGGUUCGAAGGCAUCAACUUCCUCGUUGCGCCGAAGCUUGAUCAGACUGAUGUCUACGACGCUGUGCACGACGUGCUCCACCACGGUGGUAGCAUUGGUAUCUUUCCUGAGGGUGGCAGCCACGACCGGACCGAUCUUCUACCCCUAAAGGCUGGUGUCGCUAUCAUGGCUCUCGGUACGGUCGCAUCCAAGCCAGACUGCAAUUUGAAGAUCAUUCCAGUCGGCAUGAAUUACUUCCACGCUCACAAGUUCCGCUCAAGGGCUGUCAUCGAAUUUGGUACACCCGUCGAUAUCCCUCCUGAGCUGGCUCAGAAGUUCGAAGGACCAGGCAGGCGUGACGCUAUCGGCGAAAUGCUCGAGUCUGUCCGUCAAGGCCUCAUUUCGGUCACUGUUACUACACCUGACUACGAGACCCUCCAGGUCAUACAAGCUGUCCGACGUUUGUACAACUCCAAAGGCACGAAACUUCCGCUACCCAGGAUUGUGGAACUGAACCGAAGACUCGUCAAGGGGUACGAACGCUACAAGGACGACCCACGCAUCGUCGAACUCAGGAAGGAGGUCAUCUCAUACAAUGCCAAACUUAGGGCUGUUGGACUCCGAGAUCAUCAGGUGCAGUAUGCCAAGAUGCAUCCACUCAACGCCUUCUUCACAUUCUGGUACCGCCUGAGCAAGCUUCUUAUCCUGACCGCGUUUGUUCUGCCUGGCACUAUGCUAUUCGGUCUGGUCUUCAUUUCGACCAAGAUGAUCUCCAUCAAGAAGGCAAAAGAAGCGCUUGCUGCCUCAAACGUCAAGAUCCAGGCUCGAGACGUCAUGGCCACCUGGAAGUUGCUUGUUGCUAUGGCAGUAGCUCCCGCGGUCUACUUAUGGUACAUCAGUCUUGGCCUCCUCUGGUACAGGUACAAUUACUGCAAUGGCUACCUACCUGCAGGGAUUCGAAAGCGCUACCUCAUUAUCAUCCAGGCCAUCAUCUACCCGACCGUGACCUACGCAGCGCUGCGCUUUGGCGAAGUCGCUAUGGACAUCCUCAAAUCCCUCGGCCCGCUCUGGAAGAUGAUGAACCCCUUCUCAUCCACCGAACUCGUCAAGAUUCAACAACGUCGCGAAAAUCUCGCCCACCGCGUCAACGGACUCAUCAACGAGCUUGGGCCCGAGAUGUUCGACGACUUCUACAGCAAACGCAUCAUCCAGGAUCCCUUCACCACAGAAGAGGCGGAAGCGCCACGCACUCCGCCGCGCAAAUCUCGCGCCGAAGCCGAAGAAGAAGGCCCCACUAAUAUCGAAACAUACGACUACCCCAUUUCGCCUACCAGCCCCGGUACAGAAAACGAGAUACCCCGCAACGAGUCCUUCCACGACCUUGCGAACCAGGACAUCUUUUCCACGCGUCCGCCGACGCCCAAGAAAGGACGUAGCAGAAAUAGCAGUUCAGCAAAUCUCGGGUUCCAGCUCAAGCCGUUCAGCACUAUUGACGGCAAUUUGGAUGAGGUGAAGCAGAGACUCAAGGAUGGUGUAAGGCAUCGUAGGCACAAGAGAAGGAGCAGUGGGGCGAAUAGUCUUGGAGAUGGGUUUGAGAGUGAUCGGAGUAGCGAGGCGGGGGAAGUGGAGGGGUUGACUAUGACGAAGAGGAAGGACAGGUGAAGAGAUGAGAGGGCGCAUGUAUGGUCGCGCUCGGUGGAUUGAGAGCUAGAUUUGGAAGGGGACGAAGGGGCUUCGGUUUGGUAUGGCAG